AUGCUACUAUUUUAUAUAUUUAUCCUCCUUGCCGCGUCGCUUUCAGGUAGCGGCGUGGCACAGCUCCCAGAUAGCUACGGAUUAUCAUUCCCGUUGAGGUCAGAACUGUCUGAGGAUGCGAUACUGGUUGCAAAUAACGGAAUACGCGUGCCUUUCGGGAGAUCCGUUUUCAUUGAUCCUGUCAAUGAUUUGGUGAUUCAAACGCAACCGGGGGACCGGUGCAGCAUCACCGUUCUGGAUAACCAGCCGCUUUCCCAGAGACCCGGACACCUGUCUCCCAAAAAGUUUCCGUGUGAUUUCGGUCCCAACGACGUCACCUACUCCCAUUUCGGCUCGAGGAGCCUGGCUAAGGACAGAGUGAGGCUACAGCUCAGGUAUGAUACUCAAACCGAAACCGUUAUCAUCCCAUUCAUGACGGAGGUAGAGGUGGUUUUUACGCAACUGGAGGUUCUCACCAAAAACAUGCCCCUGACCGUUGUUAAACUGAACGGCGUUAGUAAUGCCAUUGAUAAAAAGAUUUUGGAAUUCACUUAUGACAGAAACUCUAAAAAAUGCAAGGUGAAUUCUUUAGCGAGUGGUAGCGCUCUCCCCAAGUACGGAAGACUUGUAGAUGAUGGCCUCACUAAAAUUAUGGACUGUGACGAAUUCAUCCAAUCUGACAUCCGUUACGAGCACACGUUUGUUCACAAAUCCCCCAACAGAGACUAUGUGCCCAUGGUUGUUGAACUAUGUGAUAAAGAGGGAAACAUAAUAAAAGAGGAGUAUUUCCAACUGAUGAUCCAUAUCAAGGAGGGAGAGGUGAACACUCCUCCUAAACCCAGCUUCAUGGCAAUGCUGAUGAUGGAGGUGAGUCAGUUUGUGAUGACAGCUCUGACCACUGACAUGCUGGCUGCGGAGGACCUUGAGUCGAACCCUGAUGAACUUAUCUUCAACAUCACCUCCCCCCUCUCUUAUGAGGAUGGUUAUAUAGUUAGCACGGAUGACAGGAACCUACCCAUCACCUCGUUUUACCAGAGAGACCUACGGGACCUGAAAAUAGCUUACAAGCCCCCGUCCCUGGACUCAGACACGGAGAGGAUCUUUCAGAUAGAGUUUGAGGUGGUGGAUCCGGACGUGGCAGUCUCGGACCCCUUUGCGUUCAUGAUUGUGGUGAAGCCAAUUAACUCUCUGGCGCCGGUCGUGACGCGAAACACGGGUCAGCUGCUUUACGAAGGUCAGUCCCGCCCCCUUUUCUCUACCCACAACCUGGAGAUCAGUGACGAGGACGACCUGGACGGUGUUACGGUAACCGUCGUCGACGGGCUCCGCCACGGCGACCUCACAGUCCUGGGGUCGCGCAGGAAGUACUUCACGGCUGCCGACCUGAAUACGGGUGUGGUCAUCUACCAACACGACGGCAGCGACACGUACAGUGACAACAUCAUCUUUAGAAUGACAGAUGGCAAGAACCAGGUGGAGUUCCUGUUUCCCUUGACGAUUGUUCCCAUGGACGACGAGCCUCCCAUCAUCAACGUCAACACUGGUCUUGUGCUCUUCAAGAACCAGAUUAUGGCCAUCUCUCCUCUGAUGCUCAGCGCCGCUGACAUCGACUCAGAAGAUUCCACGAUCAAAUUCAUGAUCGAGCCGCCAUUCUCGACCAUCGGGGGGUUGCUGCUGAGGCAGUCCGACGCCCCAGAGGACCCCGAGUCGUGGAAGUUCAACGCUGAGGAUGAGGUGUAUGAGAAGGAGGUGACAGAGUGGCUUCAGAAAGACAUCACAGAUGGGAAGGUGUUCUAUAAACACACCGGACCACAUAACACUGACACAGUCAUAGACCAGUUUGUGUUCAAAGUCCAUGAUGACAAUGACCCGCCUAACGAAUCGGGCGAGAGCACGUUCAUCAUCAGGGUUCUACCCAUCGACGACGUUCCCCCUGAGCUUUUUCCUGGUACUACGCUCCAAAUGACUGUUCAGGAGUACCAGCUGACUCAUUUCGGUAAGAACAUGCUUCUGUACACCGAUCUAGACUCUGAAGACCGCGACCUGAAAUAUACAGUGAUCCAGCCGCCAACAGACAAGAACAGCCCGGUGGUGUUCGGGUCCAUUGUUCUGACCGAGAGCCCCGACACUGAGGUCAACGAGUUCACGCAGGCUCAGGUCAAUCACCACAAGAUAUCCUACAGUCCUCCCGAUCAGGAGCUGGGCAUCACGGCUCAUGUCCUCCAGUUCCGGUUCUCUGUCGAAGAUACGGCCGGGAAUAGCAUCGAGGGGGCUUUCAGGAUUUUCCUCCAGCCAGUUGACAACAAACCACCACAGAUCACUAACACUGGCUUUUCUGUGUUUGAGCAAGGCGUGCAUGUGAUAUCCAGUGCUGAGUUGGACACAUCAGACCCAGACACAGACAGUAAACAGAUAUCGUUUACCCUCAGCCAGCCUCCGCAGCACGGCCAAGUCCAGCAUGCCUUCUCAGACCUACCCAAAGGGGGAGCUUUCUACCUCGAGGACAUCUCGGACAGGAAGAUCACAUACGUCCAAAACGGCGACGAGACGGUGAGCGACGUGUUCCAACUCGACGUCAGCGAUGGAAUCCACGUCAUCACGGUUAAAGUCAGAGUCGUCGUGAAGCCCGUUGACGACGAGACGCCGACUGUCAGUUUACCGGCCGGGACGGUCUGUUCACACAUGGACGUCCUAGAGAAUGGAGCUAUGGAGAUCACGACGAGUGUCCGCCAGGGGUGGGACGAGGACACCGACGACCUCCAGCUGACCUUCAUCAUCGAGAACGCGCCCGUGUUUGGUGUCAUCCUGGUUGCCGGGGCGCAUGCCGUGAAGUUCACCCAAGCCGACAUCAUCAACGGUUUAGUGGUGUACGCCCACACCGGCGGAGAGAUUGGGCUAACGUCCAUCAAGGACAGCUUCAACCUCACCCUAACUGACAUGUCAGAUGAUUGGUCAGUGGGCAGAAACAAGGUCAACGGUGUCCACGUUCGCGUCACAAUCAUCCCCGUUGACAACCAGGCCCCUGAGGUAACCGUGGGUGACCAGUUCAUCGUUGUCGAAGGAGAGAAGUAUGCCAUCGGAGCACAGUAUUUAAAGGCCGAAGACAAAGACACAACCAGUGACGAUAUUCUCUGCACCAUCAUCGUCCAGCCCACGUCUGGUUAUGUGGAGAACGUCUCCCCAGCUCCUGGAUCAGAGAGUUCACGUUCAGGGACAGCAGUCAGCGCCUUCUACAUUAGAGACAUCAGAGAAGGACAUGUAUAUUAUGUUCAGAGUAUCCACAAGGGGUUAGAACCCGUAGAGGACAGGUUCACAUUUAGAUGCUCCGACGGUAUCAACUUCUCAAAAAGGCAUUUCUUCCCUAUUGUGAUUAUUCCGGCUAAUGAUGAAAAGCCAGAGAUUUACUUGAGGGAGAUAGUUGUGAUAGAGGGGAUGAAUAUAGUCAUAGACACUCAUCUCCUGAACGGAGCAGACACUGAUAUCCCAGCAGAGGAGCUGACUUUCAUCAUCUCCAAACUGCCCAAACACGGCUUCAUCCUCAACCAGUUAGCCACAGGCUCGGUCCCAGUCAUAAACUUCACCUUAGAGCAGAUCAGGGAAGCUUCCAGUUUCAUCUACGUACAUGACGACUCUGAGACCACCGAGGACAGCUUCGACGUCAUUCUAACAGACGGGAAAUAUUCGGUAGAGAGAACCGCCAUGGUUAUGAUCAUCGCCCUCGACGACGAGACACCGAGAAUGCUGGUUAAUGUCGGUCUGGAGGUGGAAGUAGGUGAGGCGAAAGAGAUCAACAACAAGGUCCUCAAAGCCACCGAUCUAGACUCGGACGAUGGAGCGUUGACCUAUGUGAUCCGCUUCGGUCCUGUUCAGGGUGUUCUUCAGAGGAAAACCGCAUCUGGUUCUCUGGAGAACAUCAUGUUAGGCAUGAAUUUCACACAGAGGGAUGUGGACAAAAGGUUGAUCAUUUACACACACAUGGGUCAGGAAGGCAUCUGUGACCUGGUCAAGUUCGACGUCACCGACGGCAUGAACCCUCUGAUCGAUCGUUACUUCUACAUCACCAUCAGGAGCAUCGACAUGGUCUUCCCAGACGUGGUCAGCAAGGGAGUCUCUCUGAAGGAAGGCGGUAGAGUGACAUUGACCACAGAUCUUCUCAGUACUAGCGAUCUCAACAGUCCAGAUGAACGUUUGGUGUUCACCAUCACCAGAGCUCCAGUUAGAGGACACCUGGAGUGUACUGAUACACCAGGGAUCCCCAUCGUGUCAUUCACCCAACUCCAGCUGGCUGGCAGUAAAGUCUACUACAUCCAUACCUCGGACGACAAAGUCAAGAUGGACAGUUUCGAGUUUGAGGUAACCGACGGUUACAACCCGGUGUUCCGUACGUUCCGAGUCGCUAUCGUGGAAGUGGAUAACAAAAAAACAGUUUUAACGUUUCACGGACUUGUGGUCACCGAGGGGCAGAGUAAACUCCUCACGCCAUUCGAGCUGACCGCAGAGGACCAGGACACAGCUGACCUGUUGUUGAAGUUCACCGUCACCCAACCACCGGUGCACGGCAAACUCCUCUAUAACCACACCUCACCGGUCACCAUCUUCACCAAGCAAGACCUCAGCGAGAACCUCAUCAGCUACAAACACGAUGGCACCGAGACCUCCGAAGACUCCUUCUCAUUUACUAUGACCGACGGGACGCACACUGACUUCUUCGUGUUCCCCGACACGGUGUUCGAGACACGGCGCCCACAGACGAUUAAGAUCACGGUGGUGGCAAUAGAUAACGAUGUCCCCCAGCUGGUGGUGAAUAAGGGUGCCCCGACACUGAGGAUCCUGUCCACGGGGCACCUGGGGUUCCCCGUGACGUCCAAGGUUCUACGGGCGUUAGACAGGGACAGCGUUCCGGCUUCCUUAGUGUUCCACAUCACCACGGAACCCAAGCAUGGUUACCUCAUCAACCUGGGCAAAGGGAACGACUCCAUCGACACCUUCAGUCAAGCUGACAUUGAUGACCUAAAGAUCUGCUAUGUGUUAAGAAAUGAUGAGAACGCAACCACAGACCUCUUCCUCUUCUCUGUUGAAGACAACGGUGGAAACAAGCUGAAGGAGCAACAGUUCCGUCUGGACUGGUCCUGGAUCUCUCUGGAGAGAGAGCGCUACGUUGUGGACGAGCAGGACGCCUUCCUGGAGGUGGUCCUCAAACGACGAGGGUAUCUGGGAGAAACCUCCUUCAUAGCACUUGUUGGUCUUCAGCACUUGUUGGUCUUCAGCACUUGUUGGGGUAUCCACGGCCAUGGAGGGGGCAUCCACGGCCAUGUAGGGGGCAUCCACGGCCAUGGAGGGGGCAUCCACGGCCACGUAGGGGGCAUCCGCGACCACGUAGGGGGCAUCCGCGACCACGUAGGGGGCAUCAGCGACCACGUAGGGGGCAUCCGCGACCACGUAGGGGGCAUCCGCGACCACGGAGGGGGCAUCCGCGACCACGGAGGGGGCAUCCGCGACCACGGAGGGGGCAUCCGCGACCACGGAGGGGGCAUCCGCGGCCACGGAGGGGGCAUCCGCGGCCAUGUAGGGGGCAUCUGCGACCAUGUAGGGGGCACCCGCGGCCAUGUAGGGGGCAUCCGCGGCCACGUAGAGGGCACCCGCGGCCAUGUAGGGGGCAUCCGCGGCCACGUAGAGGGCACCCGCGGCCACGUAGGGGGCAUCCGCGGCCACGUAGGGGGCAUCCGCGGCCACGUAGGGGGCAUCCGCGGCCACGGAGGGGGCAUCCGCGGCCACGUAGGGGGCAUCCGCGGCCACGGAGGGGGCAUCCACGGCCAUGGAGGGGGGCAAGUCCCCGGUGGCACCAGGAAGUGUUUGUUCUCUUGGACUGUCGACAAUCAGCAGUGA
Salvelinus namaycush (lake trout) is the source of this 5865-nucleotide messenger RNA. Its product is annotated as FRAS1-related extracellular matrix protein 2-like. The transcript has 5 exons. Lineage: Eukaryota; Metazoa; Chordata; Actinopteri; Salmoniformes; Salmonidae. The coding region runs from base 1 to 5865 and encodes 1954 amino acids. The record is from RefSeq and is a predicted model, not a curated record.